AUGCCCACAACAAUUUUGAGAUGUCCUUUUUCGUCCUGUAGAAGCCGAAUAAUCAAAACGGAUGACGAGAAUACGAACAUCAAGACUGUCACAGGAAAUGGCGGACCCAGACUUUUGCAGUUUUCAGAUGGAGAGGUGUCCCUGAACAGUUCCACCGAGAACUUAAAGUUCUACCAGGUCAAUGAUAUGUGGACUUUUGAUAAUAUUGGAGUCUCUAAGCCAACUUCCAUGGAUGAUGAGUUUAGUAUAACCAUCGAUGGUGGUUCUGUUCCAGUCCAUAUAGAACGUUACCUGACAUGUGCCGACUGUGACAAAGGGCCAAUUGGAAUCGCCGGUUCAGUCAACAAAGAAGCAUUGGAAGACCCAAGCGGAUCCAAGUUGAUGUAUUAUCUUUACACUGGCUCAGUGUUUCAAGAGGUUUCUCCUUCUCCAAUUGACACAUGA
Molecule: messenger RNA, 444 nt
Organism: Komagataella phaffii GS115
Lineage: Eukaryota; Fungi; Ascomycota; Pichiomycetes; Pichiales; Pichiaceae
Exons: 1
Coding region: 1-444 (147 amino acids)
Biological process (GO): small GTPase-mediated signal transduction; post-Golgi vesicle-mediated transport
Cellular component (GO): membrane; cytosol
Molecular function (GO): guanyl-nucleotide exchange factor activity; zinc ion binding
Source: RefSeq, a predicted model, not a curated record